Molecule: messenger RNA, 1568 nt
Organism: Oryza brachyantha (malo sina)
Lineage: Eukaryota; Viridiplantae; Streptophyta; Magnoliopsida; Poales; Poaceae
Product: hydroxycinnamoyltransferase 4
Exons: 1
Coding region: 60-1361 (433 amino acids)
Molecular function (GO): acyltransferase activity, transferring groups other than amino-acyl groups
Source: RefSeq, a predicted model, not a curated record
UUGGCGACCACGAGCACACAAACCUCACUGUCCUGUAGGCUGUAGCUCGUGGAGAAGCUAUGGCGGCAACGGUGGAUGUGUUGACGUCGGAGGUGGUCGUGCCGGCCGAGGAGACGCCGGCGGGCGCCGUCUGGCUGUCCAACCUCGACCUCGCCGCGCGCCGCGGGUACACGCCCACGGUGUACUUCUACCGGGCGAACGGCGAGCCGGGAUUCUUCGCGGCCGACGCCAUGAGGGACAGCCUCGCCAGGGCCCUCGUGACGUUCUACCCGAUCGCCGGCCGGCUUGGGCUCGACGGCGACGGGCGCGUCCAGAUCGACUGCACUGGCGAGGGCGUGGUGUUCGUCACGGCGCGAUCUGGGUACGUGCUCGACGACCUGAUGGAGGAGUUCGUGCCCUGCGACGAGAUGAGGGACCUGUUCAUGCCCCCGGCGCCGCCGGCGUCGAAGUCGAGCCCGCCGGGCGUGCUGCUGCUGGUGCAGGUCACGUACCUGCGGUGCGGCGGCGUCGUGCUCGGCAUGGUGCUGCACCACUCCAUCGCCGACGGCCGUAGCGCGGCGCACUUCGUGGAGACGUGGGCGAGCAUUGCACGCGGCGCCUCCCCGCGGGACGCGCCGGUGCCGCCCUGCUUUGACCACAAGCUGCUCGCCGCGCGCCCGGCGCGCACGGUGCUGUAUGACCACCCGGAGUACAAGAGCGAGCCGGUGCCGCCGGCGCGCGCCGUCACGGCGUCCACGUACGCGAGCGCCAUCAUCACGCUAACUAAACAGCAGGUGGCCGCGCUGAAAGCACGGUGCGGCGGAGCGUCCACGUUCCGCGCCGUGGUGGCGCUGGUGUGGCAGUGCGCGUGCCGCGCGCGGGCUCUGCCGCCGGAGGCGGAGACGAGGCUCUACUCCAUGAUCGACAUGCGCCAGCGCCUGGCGCCGCCGCUCCCGCCGGGGUACUUCGGCAACGCGGUGAUCCGCACGUCGACGGUGGCGACGGCGGGGGACGUGGUGUCCAGCCCCGUCGGCCACGCGGCGCGGCGGGCGCGCGCGGUGACGAGCCAGGGCGACGACUACGCGCGGUCGCUGGUGGACUACCUGGAGGGCGUCGACACGGCGAACCUGCCGAGGAGCGGCGUCUCGCGGGCGGACCUCCGCGCCAUCAGCUGGCUGGGCAUGUCGCUCUACGACGCCGACUUCGGGUGGGGCGCGCCGGCGUUCAUGGGGCCGGCGAUCAUGUACUACAGCGGCUUCGUUUACGUGAUGAACGCGCCGUGGAAGGACGGCGCCGUCGCGCUGGCGCUGUCGCUGGAGCCGGAGAGCAUGCCGGAGUUCAGGAAGGUGUUCGCCGACGAGGUGGCACGCCUGACGGAGUAGAGCCGUACGUACCAUGACUCGUAGCCCAACCAUGUAUCCAUCACACAACACACAUCAGUUGGUCGUUACGUACGUUGCCAGUCCGGCCGUACAUACGUACGAGCGUGCUUGAACUGUAAUAAUGUUUGCAUGUAGUAUUAUGUAGUACUACCUCCCAUUUCAUAAUGUAAGACUUCCUAGUGUAUCCUAAAUUUAUAUAGAUAUCAG